Sceloporus undulatus (fence lizard) is the source of this 1677-nucleotide messenger RNA. RefSeq names its product signal peptidase complex subunit 2 (gene SPCS2). The transcript has 5 exons. The coding region runs from base 64 to 723 and encodes 219 amino acids. Gene Ontology annotation, cellular component: signal peptidase complex; membrane. Lineage: Eukaryota; Metazoa; Chordata; Lepidosauria; Squamata; Phrynosomatidae. Gene Ontology annotation, biological process: protein targeting to ER. The record is from RefSeq and is a predicted model, not a curated record.
CCUCGCGCGGCUCUCAGCCAAUCAGCGACGAACAGGUCGCGAAAGUGGGAAGGAGGAGGCAAAAUGGCGGCGAAAGGCAGCGGCGGCGGCGGCUCGGGAGGAGGAGGCGGUUAUAGCGGCAGCGGAGGGGCGAAUAAGAACGGGAUUUUGGAGAAGUGGAAAAUCGACGACAAACCUGUCAAAGUGGACAAGUGGGAUGGAUCAGCUGUGAAGAAUUCAUUGGAUGAUUCUGCCAAAAAGGUUCUCUUGGAAAAGUAUAAGUAUGUAGAGAACUUCUGCCUGAUUGAUGGCCGCCUCAUCAUUUGCACCAUCUCCUGCCUCUUCGCCAUUGUGGCUUUAAUAUGGGAUUACCUUCACCCCUUCCCUGAGUCCAAGCCAGUCCUUGCUGUUUGUGUUGUAUCAUAUUUUGUUAUGAUGGGGAUUCUGACCAUCUAUACCUCGUAUAAGGAGAAGAGCAUCUUCCUGGUAGCACACAGAAAAGACCCAGCAGGGAUGGAUCCUGAUGACAUCUGGCAGCUUUCUUCAAGUCUGAAAAGGUUCGAUGACAAGUACACCCUCAAAAUGACAUUCAUCAGCGGCCGAACCAAACAGCAGAGGGAGGCAGAGUUCACCAAGUCCAUCGCCAAAUUCUUUGACUGCAACGGCACUUUAGUCAUGGAAGCCUUUGAGCCAGAGGUCUCCAAGCUUCAUGACAGCCUGCUCACGGAACGGAAGAUGAAGUAGGCUCUACCCAGUGUCCCACCUUCCCGCUGGGCUCAUGCCAACUUUAAGCCAAUAAAGCAAAAUAGCAACGAAUGUUAGCCUCUGUUGUCGUCCUGAAAUCCUCUCUCUAUUUCCACUCUCUUCCCCCCCCCCCUUUCUCUCUCUCAAGAGGAUUGUAAAAUCUAGGACCUAUAAAACAGAAGCAAAUGUCUAAUUCAGAUUGGCUUCGCCUUGCUUUUGGCUCAACAUCUCAAUCUGCUUUGUUAACAUAAAUUGAACUUGGAAGGAAAUUCUCAAAAGGAGAGAGACUCCUGUAUAAUACACUUGCCCACUUGGUGCCUUCCAGAGAGUGUUGGACUACAAUCCCUGCUUUGGCCACACCGGCUGGGGAUGAUGAAAGUUGUAGUCCAGGACAUCUGUACGGCACAGAAAAAGCUGCUAUAUAAUCUGCUGUCCAUUUUUUAAAGCUAGCAGGGCUUUCUAAGACAACUUUCCUUUCAUGCAGCAUUUAGCACAAAAGCAGUGUUGGUUCGGGGGUUCCCAGCUUCAGCCAGGGAAGGAAUUUUGGUUAAUUUGUACAUUGGCAAUUCAAGGCAAUACACGAGUUAUUUUCAAUAAGUCAGUUUCCAUGCACAAGAUUAGUCAUUGUCUUUAAUUUAUCCAACCAGGGAAAGGGAACUUUUUCUUUUGUACAAAUCCUUUCAUUGGAUGAGAGAGAGAGAGAGAGAGAGAGAGAGAGAAACCAAGCAAACCAGAAAGUUUGGUGUACCUGUCCCUGGUGCGUUUCAGGUCAAAGGUAAUUCCAAGAGUUUUUAAAAGAAAUGGGAGCGUUUUAAUACCUUCUUUUGUCCAAUUACUUUGUCUCAUGUGGUGCGUUUUAUUCAUGCUGAACAAUCUCUUCCUUCUCUCUUAUAUAAACUGCCAUUUUCUAAAAUGACCUUUUUUUUUUCAAUAAAAGGAGGAAACUUAAGUGAA